GCCAUGUCCGUUCUAGCAGGCGAUUGGCUGCGACGCUGCUCUCGCCCGCCUUUCCUCGGCCAUUCCGAACUAUCCGGCCGAAGAGGGAACCCACAACAAAUUCGGGUGAGGCCAGGCAGCUGGGGCGAGAAGGAAGGAAGGAAGAGGGGCAGCUGGGAACCAGGUCGCCAGCAAAUAAAAGCAGAGGUUUUUGUAAAGCAUGAGGCUGAGUGAGGCACCGACUCAGCCCUUCCAGGCUGCUGCCAGAACCCGAAAGUUCUCAAGCAGCCAAGUUUACCUGUUCAGAAGCAGGCCGUCGGAUUCAGAUGACUCCACGUCAGAGGAUGAACUCGACGUCAUGGAAUUGCGAGUGAGAGGGAAGGAGCAACGGAGGCGCAACGCUGCCGCCGAGAAAGUUGGGGAUGUGGUUCUGCUGGAACGCCAAGUUAGCAAAGACGACAAUCUGAACAAAUUGGCACUGCAAUAUGGAUGCAAAGUUGCAGAUAUCAAGCGGGUCAACAACUUCAUCCAGGAGCAAGACUUGUAUGCACUAAAAUCCAUCAGGAUUCCAGUCAAGGUCAACGGCAUGUUAACAGAGACCCAGGAAGCUUUGCUGCCUGCCCAGAGAGCUGGUCUGUUGUUGCCUGCUGAACUGUCUGGGUCCAAAGAGGGAGACGUCAGCUCCGAAGACACUGAGCAAAUCGAUCAGUAUUUCAGAGGGAUCGACCAGGAUAUUGAGAAAGCAACUCUGCUGGACAUCUCCCCAAGCACAGACUAUUGCACCGAAACACCAAACUGGUCACCUUCAGGGAGGAAGGAAAUCAGUGCUGGAGCAGACUGUGGGAUCCAGUGGUGGAAUGCAGUUUUCAUUAUGCUCCUCGUAGGAAUAAUUUUUCCAGUGUUUUAUAUUGUCUAUUUUAAAACCCAGCAGCUCGAAGUGACUACUACCUCCAACACAACUCUUCCUGUGAACAACACUGACGGGUCAGUGAGGGGGACACCCGUCCUCCGUGUGCUUAAAGAACCUCUGCCCACUAUCCAAACCCACAGAGGAGACUUCCUUCCAUCAGGGGGAUGACCCUGUCUGUUACCUCACCCCUCAAAAAGUGGAGGAAAGUCUCUUUGCUUUUGAAAUAAUGUUCUGGGAUGAGCCAACAACAGAUCAGUUGCUUCUUAAGUUGAUAGGAGCUCAACUUAGAAAUGAGAUCAAGGAAGACCAGGACAGAGCAAGACAUGGACAGUGGCUGGUCAGUCACAAAGGGAAUGGUGGGAUGGCAAGUGAGGGUGCAGAACCCGAACCCUCUUGUAGGUUGUGGGCCCCCCAGUAUCAGUCUUCAGCCAGAUAUCAGAAGCAGGCUCAGCUGGGGAAAUGGCACUUAGGGAGAAGGUUCUGCACUCCUCCCCUGUGCACCCUUUUUGCUUUAAAAAAAUUGGCCACAUUUGCACCUUACAUUCUACAGUCGGGGCUUCCCCCAAGGCAUCCUGUGAGCUGUAGUUUGUUAUGGGUGCUGAGAGUUGUUAGACCACCACGAUUCCCUUCAUAGAGCUACAGUUCCCUUCAUAGAGCUACAAUUCUGAGAGUUCACUGGGAAGAGCCAUUGAUUGUGAAGCCAGCCUGAGAAUGGUAGCUCUGUGAGGGGAAUUGGGGGAGGAGUCUCCUAACAACUCUCAUCAUCCUUAACAAAACUACAGCUCCCAGGAUGCUUUGGAGGCUUGUUAAAGCGGUAUGACAGCACUUUAAGGUGGAGAUGUGAUCAUAUCCCCCCCUUUCUUGUGUUAUUGGGGGCAAAUCUCAUUUUAUGCUCGCUGCCUCUUUCAAGACUGAGGUUUGGUCUUUCUGAGGAAACAGGCAUAGCCUAUUACCUGGGCUAUAUAGAUAUAGAUAUAUAUUUAAAUUAACUGCCAGUUUAUUAAAAUUGUCUUGUCUU
Lacerta agilis (Sand lizard) is the source of this 1907-nucleotide messenger RNA. RefSeq names its product LysM domain containing 4 (gene LYSMD4). The transcript has 3 exons. The record is from RefSeq and is a predicted model, not a curated record. Bases 200 to 1057 code for a protein of 285 amino acids. NCBI's taxonomy places the organism in Eukaryota, Metazoa, Chordata, Lepidosauria, Squamata, Lacertidae.